Molecule: messenger RNA, 3221 nt
Organism: Pygocentrus nattereri (red-bellied piranha)
Lineage: Eukaryota; Metazoa; Chordata; Actinopteri; Characiformes; Serrasalmidae
Product: zinc finger and BTB domain-containing protein 34-like
Exons: 3
Coding region: 60-1928 (622 amino acids)
Biological process (GO): regulation of transcription by RNA polymerase II
Cellular component (GO): nucleus
Molecular function (GO): DNA-binding transcription factor activity, RNA polymerase II-specific; RNA polymerase II cis-regulatory region sequence-specific DNA binding; protein binding
Source: RefSeq, a predicted model, not a curated record
UGAAGUGAAUUAGACGUACCGGAGGGGCGUCACGUUGGGCGCGUGUGACUGUUUUCCGAAUGAACGCACACGUAGACGCCGGUGGACAAGCUCAGCGUCCGGGGCCGGUCAGCGGCAGAGCGCGCAGUGACCAUCUCAGAAUGGAGCCAACAAGUGAGUCUAUAACCAACUUUAGCCAUGGCUUUACUCUACUGAGGGAGCUGAACCUGCAGAGAAGAAUGGGUCAGUUCUGUGACUGUGUCCUUCAGCUCCGCAUCCACCCUGGAAGGCUCUUCCUGGCCCAUAAAAGUGUGCUGGCCGCGUUCAGCCCAGUGUUCGCAUCUCUUCUCCCGCGCCACGGCGCCCUGGUGGACCUAAACUUUCCCUGCCUCACUCCUGAAACACUGGACAGCCUCCUGGACUACAUUUACACAGGUGCACUGCCCCCAAGCAGCCAAGAGGAGUCCGUGCUCUCCGCUGCCUUCCAUCUACAGAUGGAACAGCUCCAGCAGGUGCUUAGGUGGAGGAGGAAGGCCUUGGCUGAGAUGACGCACACAGUUCAGGAUAAACUCAACCAGAAGAGGCCACUUGUAGAGAGGCAAUCCCUAGAUGGGACCACUCUGGCUCCUCCAUCCUAUUACCCAUAUGGCUCAGACCCACCUGAGUCAUCCUCUCCAAGCUGCGAGGUUGUCCCAGUCAUUUGCUGCGUCAAGACAGCUGGACACAACAAAUUCCAACUGCAAACCCACUGUCAAGAUAGGAGCUCCACCUUCGAGCACACUGGAACUGUCUCAGAUGCCGACAAGCAGGCCCAUCAUGGAUGCCCUCAAACCACUCAUGGGAUAGAAAAAGCCUCCUUGAUGGACCAGCUCUUUGAGCCAGCACAGUCAAAACAAGACAAACUUCUGGUCGUCCUGUCAGAGAGUUCUCUGAAUGAGCUGCCAGGUGUUGUUACGGAGAAGGUCGGCAGCCAGUUCAGUAACUCCAGCAACAGUGGAGAGUUUCAAUCCACUUUGCCUGAAAAUGCCUCUCAGACUCCAGCAGUUCUACGUACCAUCAGUGAAGAUUUGCCUUCUGAAACUGAAUGUAGUCAAACCAGCAACAACAGCUGUCCCCAGUUCAGCAGAUGUGACAGCAACGGGGAUAGCAGAUGUGUUUCCGAGAUGGACAGUAUCCAGUCCUUCAAUCCUUUUGAUUCAGGAAAAGGUGAACAUCUUGCAGAAAUUCUUUCAGACACCUUUAAUAGCAAUUUGUACAGCACCAAUGGCCACAUUCUUAAGGACAGGCCUCAUCUUUGUAGUCAGUCGGCCACAGAGACCUGCCUCGAAAGUCAAACGCCUUUAUGUUUGGAAAAUUCUCGCAGUACCGACAUGACACAUGAACGGAGAGCUUUGGAUUCCAAUGUAUGGCCGUUGGGAAUAUUAACCACUGAAAAGGUUGCUGUCGGAGAGCAACCCCAAAGAACUGGCCACGCCGAAAGUGAAGAACUCUCCAAAAUGAGGAAGGAUUACGUGAUUGCCUAUCAAGGACAGCUGUAUAACCAAUGCCUGCUGGAGCGAUGCCACUCUAAGGCAGAUUCGAGUGACUCGGACAGCGACCGAGCAUUCCCAGUGUCCAGCGUGGAGGACAAAGACAGCACCACAGUUUUGGAGACGAUAGAUAUCACAGAGAUAUCGCUCUCAGCCAGCCGGCCUUUCAGAUCUCCUGGGGAACGCUCGUUGACCCAUCCUUUCCAAUGCUCCAUGUGUGAGCGUGCCUUCAGCCAGCGUGGCUCUCUGAACAGACACAUGCGAUCCCACCUGGGCGUGCGACCCUACUCCUGUCCUCGGUGUUCCAUGACAUUCUCCAGGCAGUACAGGGUCACAGAACACAUGCGUGUGCAUCAGAGGUGCUUUGAAGGCCCAACUGGGGGCCACCUGAGGACUACAGCUGCAGGGGGGAAUGUAUAAAAGAAAAGUUCAGGAGUUUUCCAAAACUACCCUACAUUUACUUGUCUAGUAAGGAGUGUUGGAAUAUUCCUCCUCUCGGUAUCCAAUGCCGUGAGUUCCUCACGAACGUCCAGCAUAACUUCAGAUAUGAACAAAGUGAAUCCAUUUGUGGCCCGGAGGAAGUUCUAACCAUCCAGAGGAUCAAGUCCAUCCCUUGAACAAGGCCCCGUGGUUACCUUUGGCAGCGUCAGGUUUAGCUAAAGUGGACAGUACAGAGGACUAGUCUGAAGUUAUCCUUUGCCAGACUAGAUUGACUCAACUAAAGAGAUGCAAUGCAUUUGCCUUCAGUUCCUGUUGUCCAAACAGGAUGUACCUGCAUGUUAAAGUUUGAAUCUUUUUUGGCCAACAAUAUUUCCUUUAGGUUGACAGCAUUGAGGCUUAUUGGUCAUGUACUUCAUUAUGCAUGGACACUGGCCACUUCCUUACAGUACUGGCAGAUUUGAGUAGCAAUGAGUAUCUUUUUCUUUUAACUAAUAUUGAAAUUGUGAUUUAACUGUGAUGAAUUAAGCCCAGACCUGUUUUCUGUCAAGAAGAUCAGCACAACCAUUUUUUAUGCUUGAGGCCCAAACGCUGAUUGUAGUGUGCCAGGCUGUCAAUUCACAAGCUCCGAGUUAUUCAUUUCCACAACUAAAACUUGUUGGAUAAUGUAACAUAUAAUUAAAAUUGCAGCUCAUGAUUAAAUAAUUGCACUGCGAUUUUGGUUUAAAAACACCCGAAUCAUUAAGCCAUAGAUUCAAAUGCUGGUCAUGCGUACUUAUUUGCGGAGUUGCAUAUUGGAAACAAACAAAGCAUAAAAUAUAUUAAAAAAGGCGCUGUGUUAUGUUUUUUUCCUCAAUAUGUUCAAUUCAGCAAACAAACAAUAAUUGUGCAUUAAAAUGUGCAGAGGUGUCCCUCUGUAGAGGACGUGUUCGCGUAUUUACAUUAAGGAAAACAACAGGCACCCGAACUUCUGCUUAUGAUCAUAUUGAUCAUAAAGAACGACUAUUUGAGUCCUGAUUGGUUGCAAACAUGCUAUAAAAUGAGUUUUAAUUCCAUUUGAACCCAAGAGAUUCUAUCGUAUAAUAAGAGGUGUCCUAAUGCAAAUCUCACACACCUUUUUUGUAAAUAAAAGUUGGUUUAUUUUUCUCAUUUCAUUUUACAUUUCAAUUUUACAAUGGCCUAGUCGGCCAACGGCAUCUUGUCAGCAGAAAUCGUCCACAGUAAAAAAAAAAAAAGUUCUGUUGUUAAUGCAACGUAAACAGCAUGUGGUCUAAA